AUGUUCAUUAUCUAUGUAUCUAUCUAUCUAUCUGAGAAUGUUCAUUAUCUAUCUAUCUAUCUAUCUAUCUAUCUAUCUAUCUAUCUGAGAAUGUUCAUUAUUUAUCUAUUUCAGAAUUUUCCUUAUCUAUCUAUCUAUCUAUCUAUCUAUCUAUCUAUCUAUCUAUCUUUUUCAGAAUGUCCAUUAUCUAUCUAUUUCAGAAUAAUGUUCAUUAUCUAUCUAUCUAUCUAUCUAUCUAUCUAUCUAUCUAUCUAUCUAUCUCAGAAUAACGUUCAUUAUCUAUCUAUCUAUCUGAGAAUAUUCAUUAUCUAUUUCAGAACGUUCAUUAUCUAUCUAUCUUUCUAUCUAUCUAUCUAUCUAUCUAUCUAUCUAUCUAUCUAUCUCAGAAUGUCCAUUAUCUAUCUAUCUAUCUAUCUAUUUCAGAAUGUCCAUUAUCUAUCUAUCUAUUUCAGAAUGUCCAUUAUCUAUCUAUUUCAGAAUAAUGUUCAUUAUCUAUCUAUCUAUCUAUCUAUCUAUCUGAGAAUGUUCAUUAUCUGUUUAUCUAUCUCUCUAUUUAUCUAUCUAUAUCUGGCAAAAUGUUCAUUAUCUAUGUAUCUAUCUAUCUAUCUGAGAAUGUUCAUUAUCUAUCUAUCUAUCUAUCUAUCUAUCUAUCUAUCUGAGAAUGUUCAUUAUUUAUCUAUUUCAGAAUUUUCCUUUUCUAUCUAUCUAUCUAUCUAUCUAUCUAUCUAUCUAUCUUUUUCAGAAUGUCCAUUAUCUAUCUAUUUCAGAAUAAUGUUCAUUAUCUAUCUAUCUAUCUAUCUAUCUAUCUAUCUAUCUAUCUAUCUAUCUCAGAAUCAUGUUCAUUAUCUAUCUAUCUAUCUAUCUAUCUAUCUAUCUAUCUAUCUAUCUAUCUAUCUAUCUCAGAAUGUCCAUUAUCUAUCUAUCUAUCUAUCUAUCUAUUUGAGAAUAUUCAUUAUCUAUUUCAGCAUGUUCAUUAUCUAUCUAUCUAUCUAUCUAUCUAUCUAUCUAUCUGAGAAUGUUCAUUAUUCAUCUAUUUCCGAAUGUCCAUUAUCUAUCUAUCUAUUUCAGAAUGUUCAUUAUAUAUUUCAGAAUAUUCAUAAUCUAUUUCAGAAUGUUCAUUAUCUAACUAUCUAUCUAUCUAUCUGA
Acanthosepion pharaonis is the source of this 1146-nucleotide messenger RNA. NCBI's taxonomy places the organism in Eukaryota, Metazoa, Mollusca, Cephalopoda, Sepiida, Sepiidae. The record is from the annotation of a GenBank genome assembly.